Molecule: messenger RNA, 716 nt
Organism: Mya arenaria
Lineage: Eukaryota; Metazoa; Mollusca; Bivalvia; Myida; Myidae
Product: ribonuclease P protein subunit p20-like
Exons: 1
Coding region: 94-579 (161 amino acids)
Biological process (GO): tRNA 5'-leader removal
Cellular component (GO): nucleolar ribonuclease P complex; ribonuclease MRP complex; nucleus
Molecular function (GO): nucleic acid binding
Source: RefSeq, a predicted model, not a curated record
UCGGAUUAUCUUUGAUUUUUUUCUCACAAAUUUCUUCCUUGCUUUCACAUUUGUUUUCGUGAAAGAGAAGUUCGAAUUAUUGUUGUUUAAAGAAUGGCAACAAAUGACGACAAUGUUAAACACAAGGAUAAGGCUAGAAUAAAGCAAGCUGCAAUCAAAGAACUGAUUGACAAUGAAGAAUGCGUCUUAAGAAAACGUUUGCCCAGAAAGCUCCCGAAACGUGAUUGUGAUGUGUAUGUAACCAGAAAAACUGACUUUAAACAGCAGUUGAAACGUUGUCAAAAUAUCUUAGACAAUGGGAACCUGGUGUGUAUUCAUGGCCUGGGACAGGCUAUCAACAGAGCCAUAAAUCUAGCACUCCAGUUACAGGCUUCGGGAAUGGGCGGAAUCGAAAUUAAUACGCACACAAGUACCGUGGAACUUGUCGAUGACAUUGAGCCACUUAAUGAUGACAGGGAUGCUGAUGUGUUGUCGAGAAAUAAUUCAGCUAUUCACAUACGAGUGUACAGACCUAGUCUACAAGGCACCAUAGACAAAAUAAAUGAAUUGGACAAAGAAGCAAAAUCUAACAAUACCUAGUGAACCACCCAUUGCUGUAGAAAAUAUGCUUAAGAACAGAAUAUGAAGUCUUACUAUUUACAUCUUUACUUAUAUGUUAAACUUAAGUUAAAAACAUUAUAUGAACAAUUGCAGUAAACAAUACAUAUAACAAUACA